Funneliformis caledonium is the source of this 508-nucleotide messenger RNA. The record is from the annotation of a GenBank genome assembly. NCBI's taxonomy places the organism in Eukaryota, Fungi, Glomeromycota, Glomeromycetes, Glomerales, Glomeraceae.
AUGGAAACUAAAAAUCGUGAUUUCAUUGUUCCUCACCCUUCUCCUCACGCUUGUGCUGCCACUAUUGGGAAAUCAGACAAAGACCUUCCUACCCCAAAAAUUAUCAAGGACCUCAAUAAUUCGUUCGCGCGCGAAAGCAAAACCAAACUUCAUAAUCCGAACUUAAAAGAUGAAUUAAUAUCAUCUGAAGAAAUUCAGAACGAACAGCAAACUGAUAAUUUAGAUAAGAUAAAGAUCCAUGGAAUUCUCAAAAAAGAAAUUCUGGUUGAAAGUAACGUUAAAAGCAUCAUUGAUAAGGAUAACAGUAAUGAUGAUGAUGUAUUAACAGAAGGAAUAAUGGACCUUACUCACAAAAGUCAUUUCGUUCGGCAACUUCCCGAAGAUGUUUAUAAAAGUUUUCUUGAAUCAUUAAAUCAAUAUGAUCAAUUAAUCCCGGCAACUGUCGAAUUUACUGCAAGAAAAGUGAGCGUUAUUUCACAAAAUGCAAGAGAUGCUCUGUUUAUUGCAG